Molecule: messenger RNA, 2154 nt
Organism: Dendronephthya gigantea
Lineage: Eukaryota; Metazoa; Cnidaria; Anthozoa; Malacalcyonacea; Nephtheidae
Exons: 15
Coding region: 116-2017 (633 amino acids)
Biological process (GO): nervous system development; neurogenesis
Molecular function (GO): protein binding
Source: RefSeq, a predicted model, not a curated record
GAAUGAUAAAUCGUAUGGCAUUGUUUGACGUCGUAACCAAACAACGCCAUAUAUACACACAGGAUAAAAUCUGUUCGAUAGAAAUUUAUACGAAAUCAUUGUGGAAAAAAGUAAUAUGAGCGAAGCAGUUCGUUAUCGGUUUGGCCGAGUGGGCAUUUCCCGGCAGAUUCCUGAUAACAGGUGUAAUUCAAAACCAGAAGACCAAACCAGACCACUCUUUCACAAGAAAAAUUCCUGGACAAACUUGGCGACAAAAGCACGCCGGUUGAGCAGCCGACGGCGAACUUCUUCGAAUUUAAGCUCUACUAAAGCCUCAAAAGAAAGCACAAACAAUGUUCAAAGAACAAGCCCAAGUUAUGAGAAGGGUUUAGAGGACUACACAGCUUGGUGCAAUCAUUAUUUAAUCAGAGGUUUACACAGGGAAGUAACGCCUGAUCUUAGAACAGCUGUUGGCGAUGGUUUAACAUUAGUGAAUCUUGUUGAAUGUUUGAGCAGAAAAACUAUUCAUAAUGUUUCUCGUCAGCCAGCGACCUGGUCACAAAAACUAGAUAAUAUCCACGCAUGUUUUCAAUUCCUCAAUUCACUUGGUUUAAGGACAAAUGGUAUUUCCCCUGAAGAGAUAAUCGAAGGGAGACUAAAAAGUAUUUUAAAACUUCUCCAAUGUCUGGAAACUCAUUUUGAGAACGUAAGAUAUCCAGCUGAGAGGAAAAUGGAUGAAAGUCAAUCACGAAGCCCAGUAAACGGUCGUAUCAGCUCAGGUUACCAUAGUGAAGAUGACGCGUACCUUAACGGUAGAACGACACCGACGAUAGAGGCAUUACCUGGCUUACUGGAUGGAAGUGAUACUGAUAAUGAUAAUGACAGUUUUGAUUCCUCGAUAUUACGCUUGCAUCACGAUGGGAAAACUUCAUCGCCUCUUUCCCAAACCAAACCGCAUUCAAAUCGAGGUCAAUCUCUCAGAGCUGAAAGGUCUCUGGAUAACAUUGGAUACAUGCCCUCCCACCCUUCUCGUAAAAAGAGAGCAUCGAGCAAGUCAAAAUAUGACGGCCAAACUUCACCAGAGGAUAGAAACAUGCGUCAUUAUGGAAUUGCGUCAACUUCAAAUGUAAAACUAGAAACUGCAGAAACUGGCGUAUUUUUAACUCCUGAAGAUGAGUCAUUUCAUGCUAAGGAUAAUUAUGGAUUGGAAUUCGAUUUCGACCUAGAUGAUAGUAUAUCUCUGGAUAGAGCGUCUCUAUCAUCAACAGGUACCCCUGUCUUACCCGACUUAUCGUCAGAAUCGUCGUUUGAAGAUCUACCGCUGGAUUUUUCAUCCGACGCGGCUUCUGGACUACAGACUCGAGAUAGUUUUACGACUUCUUCUAAACUAUCACAAGAUUCUUUCAGGCAUGGAAAAUACAUAACGGAAGACGUGCAAAAACAGAUCAGCGCUUUGCAUUCCAUGUAUGAGAAAUUACUCGCACUUGUGGAUAAAGAUGUGUCGGACAGUAGAAGAAAAUCAAAAUUAAAUUUACCUCGAGUGGCCAUGUUACAAGCGAAAGGAAAGAACUCCAACAAGAGACAACGAUCGAAAGACAUGAAAUCUGUAAGUCGACGUUUCAACCGAAUUGAGUCGAAUGUUGUUACACUUGCAAGAAAUAUCGACCAUCUUCGGUCUGAGAUCCGUUCACAUGCAGAGACGAGUCAACAGUUGGACGAACUUCGCAUUGAUGUUCAUGACUUCAAGGAUUCAAUUUACUCUGGAAAUUAUUCACAUAAAAAACUCCCUCAGCGAUCAAGAGAUUAUGAUCAACAAGUUCGCAGACUUCAGAAAUUAAAAAGUUUUUUUGGAGAGGAACCACCCAUGGUAGCGAUCUUGUUACAAAAGAUGGGAUACGAAAGAUUCAUACCACACUUCAAAGCCGAGGAGGUUGGUAUUUUGGAACUGCCUUAUAUGACAGAGCAAAGAUUACAGAACCUUGGUAUUCCUCUCGGACCACGAUUAAGAAUUCUUGAAGAAAUACAAAAUUUGCGAUGAAAUCCGCCGAUUUAUUUAGUGAAAUAUACCGACAUAUUUACAGACGUCAAUUUAUUUCUUACGAAUUCCGACAGCUUUGCACAUACACUGUAUCAGCCCGGCGAAACAUGCAUUACAUGCAGGCUGUUUAGAUAGUC